AUGACCCGGGUCAAGAAACGCUUUUUCAAAUCCCUGCUCCCAACCGCAAUCGGGGGUGGCGCGGGCGCCCGGGCGCGCGUCCCCCCACCGGUCCCCCGGCCGGCCGGAUCUGGCCGUUGUGGCUGGUAUGCCGACAUUACGAUUGUCCCGCCGGUUCAGUCCCUGCCAUCGGCCUCGCACCCGUCGGACUUGGCGGCCCUGCUCCACAAUCCGAAGUCGACGCACGUUCGAGCCCAGGCCCGCCGCGCCGAGCGGGCCACCUGGGCCAAGAUCGAGUCGAUCCGGGCAUGCCUCUUUGUCGAGCGCGUGCUGGACUCGCUGCUGCGCGGUGUGCGCGAGGCCUGGGUCGCGGCGGCCCUGCCGGCCCCGGCCCUCUCAUCUACUUCGGGCAUGACCCCCUCUCACCGGGCCGCCCUCAAGGGCCGUGCGCCCUUCCCCCUGCUGGAGCCUGGCCAUGGACACCACGAUCGGCCCCGGCGAUCAGCCCCCCGGCGCAUGAAGCAGGCCGCAUCGGUCCCCUCAUCGCCCCCGCAGGGGCGCGCCUUCGCGACCGGCCCUCGACCGAGCGACCCGGCUCGCGUGUCACCGCAUCGGCUGAACCCCGAUGUGGCCAUCCCCGGCGAGGGGCCGGCCAUGCGGCUGGCGGUGCCUGUGGCAGCCUCGAGGCCGAUGUCGGCGCUGGCGGCAGCCGCGGCCGCCGGGUCCUGGCACCCGAGGACCCUGAUCCGGAGGAACUCCCUCGACGCGCGGCCCACCACCCCCGGGGCCAUUGUGCCCUAUGGGACAGGCACCACGCCGCCGCUGAAGGGGCCCUCGCCGGCGCCCCGGGGGGCGUCCGCCUGGCUGGGCUCGCGCGCCGAGAGCCCGCCGCUGCGGUCCUACUGGCGUCCUCCCUCGCCGUCGGGCCGGCUGGCGGCCGAGUGCACCAUACAGGAGCUGACCCCGGGCGCGGAGCUGCUGCUUCUGCCCGAAGAGCCGGACCCCGAGUCCGGCCACCUCUCGGAGUUGGACACCGAGUCCUCGACCAGCGGCGGGGGCAACACCACCGACACUGCCGGCACCGGCCUACGGUCCUGA
This is a messenger RNA of Fonticula alba, 1077 nucleotides long. RefSeq lists its product as hypothetical. Lineage: Eukaryota; Rotosphaerida; Fonticulaceae. The coding region runs from base 1 to 1077 and encodes 358 amino acids. The transcript has 3 exons. The record is from RefSeq and is a predicted model, not a curated record.